Messenger RNA from Cryphonectria parasitica EP155, 1362 nucleotides. Its product is annotated as Creatinase/aminopeptidase. The record is from RefSeq and is a predicted model, not a curated record. Lineage: Eukaryota; Fungi; Ascomycota; Sordariomycetes; Diaporthales; Cryphonectriaceae. The coding region runs from base 1 to 1362 and encodes 453 amino acids. The transcript has 4 exons.
AUGUUCACGGUGUGUCUGCUCGCCUUGCUCACUAUCCCAGAGAGUCUCCUCCCUCCAGUGCUACAGUAUUCCAGCCCAUCAGCAGUCGAAAGAGUGCAGAAUUGCGCCAUAAAGAAUCUCCACCAAGACCUGUCCUUUCUCGACGCUGCCAGGCCCAUCACGGCACCCGAGUUCAUUGAGCGCCGCGAUCGUCUAGCACAGGCCCUCGCAGCUUCAGGCGUGGAUGCAUUUGUACUCGAGCCAGGCUACACCUUUCAAUACUACGGCAAUAUUUCACAAACUGACUGGGAGCCGUGGGAGCCAGAAGAGCGCCCAUUUUUGAUGAUCGUCACGCCCAGCACACCAAGCAAUGCCACGACAGACGCCAUCAAGGCCAAAACAGCCUUCCUCUCACCACACUUUGAAGAAGGUCGCGUGCGCAUGCUCGGAAUCCCCAGCCGCGACCCCGAGCUGGACAUUGUGGUCUGGGAGGAACACUGGAACCCCUACACCACGCUCCUCGAGUCGCCCCUGUUCCAAGACCUAGGCCACCAGCCCACGCUCAUGAUGGACGAGGAAAUGCGCGACUACAUCGUCAGAGGGCUCGAGGGUGCCGGAUUCAAGACGGUAGGGCUCAGCCCGGCGGUGGAGCUCGUACGUCAGCAGAAGAGCCCUGCAGAGGUAGAGCUGCUGCGCGCCGUGAACACGGGCACUGUCGAGGCCGUGCGGGCAAUGCGGCCCUGCCUCGUCCCAGGGCUGACGGAGAACGAGUUGACGGACAUCUUGAACAGUGCGCUGCUGUCGGUCGGCUUCGGCCUGUUCUUCAACAUUGUGUUGUUUGAGGAACACGGCGCGCUGCCUCACGGCGGGUUCGUGACCGGGUGGAAGAAGCUGACGCAUGAGAGCAUGGUCGUGAUCGAUGUAGGUGCGCACUACCUGGGCUACUCCUCGGAUAUCUGUCGGAGUUUCUUCAUUGAUCCGCCUGAGCAUCGGCAUGCGUGCCAAGCUCUACAUGCUGAGAAGCUGCGCGUGUGGGAUAUCGUCCUGGAUGCCCAGACCGCAGCAGCGCAUGCCUUCAUGCCCAACGCUACAGCUGCCAGUGUCGACAUUGCAGCGAGGACGGUCAUCGAGGAUGCUGGCUAUGGAGAUGGAUUCACGCACCGACUAGGACAUGGUAUAGGAAUCAAAGCCCAUGAGUCUCCGUACCUCAACAAGUGGAACUCUGAUGUCCGUCUCCAGGCUGGUAUGACAUUCACCAACGAGCCUGGGAUCUAUCUCGAGAACCGCUUUGGUGUUCGCCACGAGGACAUCUAUCUCGUGAGGAAGGACGGAGAAGCAGAACUUCUCUCUGGGAGAAGAGCAAAGGGUCCCUAUAAUCCGUGA